Portunus trituberculatus (swimming crab) is the source of this 11199-nucleotide messenger RNA. RefSeq names its product 5-hydroxytryptamine receptor 1-like. The record is from RefSeq and is a predicted model, not a curated record. NCBI's taxonomy places the organism in Eukaryota, Metazoa, Arthropoda, Malacostraca, Decapoda, Portunidae. Bases 1992 to 3752 code for a protein of 586 amino acids. Gene Ontology annotation, molecular function: G protein-coupled amine receptor activity. Gene Ontology annotation, cellular component: membrane. Gene Ontology annotation, biological process: adenylate cyclase-activating adrenergic receptor signaling pathway. The transcript has 9 exons.
GGGAAGGGAUGCGAUAUAGGAGGAGAUCGGGGAGUGAAGCAGGUAGUGUAUAUGGUAAGAUAACACUAGCGAAGGGAAUUAUUGGGGAUUAGCAAGAUAGGAAAUAGUAGACACUCCCUACCAAACUUGCUAAAGUUGCUCAUGUUAAUACUAGUUUGAUAGAUAAGGAUGAGGGCAGUACCGAGAUAGACUCAAUGUCCAAUGGUGAUACACGGAGCAGGGGGCAAAGAGGGAGGAGGAAGCGUGGAAGCGUAUCGGUCCAUCUGUGACCAUCACGGAUAAUGGCGUGGAGCAAGUGAAUGUGAGUUAUGACCCGCGUGUGUUGGCGGCGCAGGCGGGCGGGCGGCGGUGUUGGACAUGCGGGAGAGAGGGAGAAGGGACUUGGCGGUGUGUGCGCGCGUGUGUGUUUGUGUGUGUGUGUCUGUGUGCAGUGAGAGGGAGGGAGAGUGCCGGGCGCCAGUCGUGGUUCUCGCCGUCGGCUGAGCGGUGCUGUUGCUGCUCUCAACGCCCAGAGCUUACCAUGCGGCUCUCGCCCUGCACCCCGCUCCGCCGCCUGUCCCGCUGACCCACUCUCUGGUGGUCGCUCUUCAGGUGUGUCGCCACCCCCGCGCACUCCUGCAGAGGCAAUUGGGGGAAAUUUAUUGAAAUAAACGACACUUCAAUAAGUCCAUGAAUACCAGUCUGUGGAGGUGUGAAGUUGAAGCCAUUUGAAGUCCACAAACUUGUGUUGGAGGGGAGGGUCUGGGGAGUAGAUCGCGGCCGGACGUCGCUCUUGCCCCUGUGGCUUUGCUCCUACCUGGGGGAGUGGCUGUGCUUCUCCCUAUCCCCUUUUUCUGUCGAGGCAUAAACCGUCUGUCAAGGUGGUGAAAUAAACGCUUCUGGCGCACUUGGCGUUGGCACGGAGGGAGAACAGCGUCCAUGUGAUCUGGGGAAAGCUUUGCAAAGUUUUGUGUGAAACUUGGUGUAUUUGGGAGCGAUUUGUGGUGACAGAUUCCGUGUACUUUAUCCUCAUUUGGUGAGUCUCCGACUGAGGGUGCGGCGUGGCGACCUGGAAGCUGUAGCUGAGGACAGCUUUCGUGCUCACUGUGCAAACGGUCAGGAGGACGAGGGUAUUGAGUCAGUGACCCGCCCGGCCUUUCUCCACCUCACUGACUUUACUUGGCCGGCCACACCCCGUCUUGCUGGAGGAAGGGAAAGAUAAAAUAUAUGUGCCCCAAAGUGUGUCUGUUGCCAACGGUGAAUUUGUGGCAAGUGUGACAAAGCGAACGAGAUAAGAGCGGAAACACCCUGACGGUUCCUCGCCCGGCCAGGUGGUGGUGUUGCAAGGCCAUCCGCCGGCCUUGACCCUUCACGCCAAGACCAGACCACCAGGCACGUCACUGAGUUAUCGUAGGAGCUGGGAGAGAGAGACAGAGAGAAAAAGAGAGAGAAAGAGGCAGAGAGACGGCCCGGGACGAGUCUAGGAGCACGUCUCGAGGUUACUGGUCUUCUUCUCUUCAGGUGUUCUGAUGUGAGGGAGAGAAGAGGAGGCCGAGUGGAAGAUGUGAUCCCCGUCAGGAAGCACCUUUUGGACGGGAGGUGUUGAGGUGUUUGUCUCUAGGGAUGCCGAGGCUGUGGCGCAAGCGAGGACGGUAGACGCGUCCUUCCUACUCCUCUAAAAACGACCACUGAAAGAAAACUUGGAGAUGUGUGGAGUUUCCUGAAGGUGGGACGUGCGUGUGUGUGCGUGUGAGUGUGCACAGGUCAGCGCCUUGUGAGGAAAGGAAGCACAGGUCAUCGGCAAGUGUGUUAUCGAUCGGAGAACACCUAGUGGCGGCGGCGGCGGCGGUGGUGGAGAAGGAGGAGGAGGAGGAGGUGGCGGCGGUGGUGGUGUCGUCGUUGAUGGUUAGGUGUGGUGAUGGAGAUGUCUACUGCUUGGUGGUGACAUGGGACUUGGUGGGGGAGAGCACCAGCCUGGUUAACAGCGGCGCGCGACGGUGCGGCGGGCGAUCAUGCUGGCCACCACGAGGUCCACAGCGCCCCUUCACUCGCUGCUCAACACUUCCCUCCCCGCCAGCCUCGUCCUGCAGCCGUCCGAGGCCGCCCACAUCCUUGCUUUGGACGCCUACGAGCCAAUGGUAGGGAGUGGAUCAACGCUGGAGACGGUGGAGGCGGUGAACCUGACGGUGGGCGAGGCGAGCGACGUGACAGCCGCCGAGAAGGAGGAGGCGCCUGUGCUAGUGAGUCGAGUGCUGCUAGUGCUGGUGCUGUUACUCAUCAUCAUCGGGACCGUCAUUGGCAAUUUACUAGUCUGCGUCGCCGUCUGCCUCGUCAGAAAACUGAGGAGACCUUACAACUACCUGUUGGUGAGCCUCGCGGUGUCGGACCUGUGCGUGGCCUUGCUGGUGAUGCCCAUGGCACUCCUGCUGGAGCUGCUGGGUGAGUGGCAGUUCGGCAGGCUGGCGUGUGACGUGUGGGUGUCGUUCGAUGUGUUGUCAUGCACGGCCAGCAUCCUCAACCUGUGCAUGAUCAGCGUGGACCGCUACCUGGCCAUCACCAAGCCCCUCGAAUACGGCGUGAAGCGCACACCGCGGCGAAUGGUGGCGUACAUCGCCUUUGUGUGGUUAGGCGCCGCCUUCAUCAGUUUGCCACCCAUCCUGAUACUAGGCAACGAGCAUGGCGACGGCUCCAUCUGCGCGGUGUGCAACAACUUCUGGUACCAGAUCUACGCCACCUUCGGCUCCUUUUACAUCCCGCUCACAGUCAUGGUCAUCGUGUACUACAAGAUCUUCUGCGCCGCCAAGAGGAUUGUCAACGAGGAGCGUAAGGCACAGGCCCACCUGCGGCUGGUGGAGGAAGCUGAGGCCGACGCUCGUGCAGCCUCCGCAGGGUUGGGCUCCUACACACAGCUGCGACCUGUGUCCAAGUACAGCGUGGUGGAGGUGAACAAUGGCGGGGUGGAGACCAAGCUGGCGGCUGAACCUCCAACACUCACCAACAGGGACGAGACGGGCAGCCUCUUGGGGCCGGACAGUCCUCACCACCUCGAGGUACCCACUCGCCUCAUGGCCUGCGGGUCGUCCCUCUCCUCCGCCGCUUCCGUCGGGUCUUCAAGCGGGUCCCGUUGGUCGCUGUGUGAGACCAACGGCAAGCCACACCCGCCGCCUGCAGCCCGCACUUCUAACCAACAGUCACAGCAGCAGACGCAGCAGCAGGCGCCACACGCCCACCACAACUUCUACAAUGCCUGCCAGUCCUCCAAUAACGGAUCUGGCGGCGGCGACCAUUCAGGCUCCCCGCGCAAGCGAUCGCAGCCCACUAAGAGCAGGUUGAAGUUUGCCCUCGCCAAGGAGAGGAAAGCGUCCACUACCCUGGGCAUCAUCAUGAGCGCCUUCAUCGUGUGCUGGUUGCCUUUCUUCGUUCUGGCGUUGGUGCGGCCCUUCAACACCCCCUCGCCCAUCCCCCCCUGGGUGUCCUCGCUCUUCUUGUGGCUGGGAUACGCUAACUCGCUCCUCAACCCCAUCAUCUACGCCACUCUCAACAAGGACUUCAGAAAACCCUUCCAGGAGAUUCUGUGCCUGCGCUGCGCCUCCCUCAACCUGCUGAUGCGGGAGGAGUUCUACCACUCGCAGUAUGGAGGCCCUGACACACCCACGCUCUCCGCUAUCAGGACGCAGCCAGUGCACCAAACCAACUCCUCGGAGGUGCAGCUCAACCUGACCGAGCCCAACAUCUGCAUCACGGAGGAGGAGGCGCAUGAAUCUCGCAUCUGAGGACUGGAAGAGGAAGGGUUACUUACUUAAGAGAAAUACACACUCCUCUCUCUCUUCCCUCUCUUUGGAUUAAUGUCGUGUGUGUUGCUCCAGCUCAACUCACCUCCCGGUCUUACUGCUGCUGCUGCUACUACUACUAAUGCUCCCGCGCCUGCUCCUGCUCCUGCUCUUGCUGCUGCUGUUGCUGCUGCUGUGGGUUGUGUCACGGUUAUUGCUGCUGUAACUGCGGUGGUUAGUGUAGUCGUGAUGGUCGCCACACUGCUGCAAUCGCCAUGUGUCAAGUCGUACCGUGCGCUGAGAUGGCUAGGCAAACUGUAGUGAACUGAUUGGUGACCUGCUCGUGUGUGUGUGUGUGUGUGUGUGUGUGUGUGUGUGUGUGUGUGUGUGUGUGUGUGUGUGUGUGUGUGUGUGUGUGUGUGUGUGUGUGUGUGUGUGUGUGUGUGUGUGUGUGUGUGUGUGUGUGUCAGACAAACAGACAGAUAAUAACUUUCCAUCAGAGAAGUUAGCGUAUGUAAUAAUCUAGUAACAUCAGGAAAUGAGCCAAUUAUAGUUAUAAUGAUAAUAAUAAUGAUAAUGAUAUAAUAAUGAUAAUGAUAAUAAUAAUAAUAAUAAUAAUAAUAAUAAUAAUAAUGAUAACAAUAGUAAUAAUAAUAAUAAUGAUAAUAGUAAUGAUAGUAAUAAUAAUAACAAUAAUAAUAAUAAUAAUAAUAAUAAUAAUAAUAAUAAUAAUAAUAAUAAAAGCAUGUCAUGACAGCUUCGCCCAUACAAACCUGGCAACUACCAGAUCAACAGCAGCAGCAGCAGCAGCAACAACAACAUCAGCAAUAGCAGCAAUAGUUGUAGCAAAAAAUCGAAGUAGAAUUCGAAAAAAAGAAUAAAAAGAAGAAAUACAGAAACCCAAGCAGGAAACUGAAAACCACAAUGAAGAAAAUAGAAAAAACAAUUGAAAUAAACAGAAAUGCAAUACCUAAGAUAACAUUGAAAGCAACAGGAGGAAGAGGAGGAGGAGAAGGAAGAAAGAAAACGAGGAGAAGGAGCAAGAAGAAAGAAAACGAGAAAUAGGAGGAGGAGGAGAAGGAGCUUACUGGGGCCACGCACUUUUCUGAUGUCACGGGUCUCAUGCGGUGCUCGAGAGAGUGGGACGUGGCCGCAGGAGAAGUUGGAGGAGGAGGAAAAGGAGGAGGAGGAGGAGGAGCACGCGCCCACUCUCACCCACGCAGCCUCAGUGUUAUUAUGUUCAGUGUAUCCAACAGUAUUAGAAGAUUCGAGGUGCUUCACAUCCUAUUACGUAUAUUACCACAGUUACGUAUUCUGCAUGUGUGUGUGUGUGUGUGUGUGUGUGUGUGUGUGUGUGUGUGUGUGUGUGUGUGUUUCAGUAUUCCUCGUCUAGGUGUUGUUUCCAUAAGUGUUUUCACAAUGGCCGUGCGUCUGCAACACCAUCACACUCCCACCUCGCCUCUCAGUGUGUCGUGUUGUGCGUAACUGUGGACGAAAACGAGGACGAGAUCGAGGACGGGCGACUACAUAUGUAUAGUGAAAGCCUCCACCCACCACCGCUGACGAGUCUACACACGAGUCUACACGCACGCAUAACGUCGCUGAGGAGGAGGAAAAAAAAAAUAAUGUAACGUGUUUGUGUGUAAGUGUUAACUAAGACUAUAACAUGGAUUCUCUUAUAGACACACACCAGUUCUCCCCGCACCCAUCACGCCACCUCGACCACACCACCUCCAUCCACCACGCCACCUCUCCAAAGUGCUCCUCCUCACCGCCACAAUGUCAACAAAACCAAAAAUUCUAGACCAAAAGUGAGUUCGUUCGCUCGUUCGUUCGGUCGUAUGUGUGUAUAUACGUCCGUGUGUGUGUGUGUGUGUGUGUGUGUGUGUGUGUGUGUGUGUGUGUGUGUAGGUGUUUGGUAUUUACAGUGAAAAUAAAGCAAAGAAGGAAAUUGAGCGUAAAAUACAUUAACCCAAAGCGAAACUAUGGAAAGGAAUGCGAUUGGAAUUUGAAAGAAAAUGUGAUUAAAUUUAUAUGGAAUAGAAAAGAAACGACCUGUCAGUGUACUAGACUCUUCAUUAACAGAUAAACGCACACAUGGACGUUAGAGCAACAGGAGUGAGUGUGUACACGCACAAGGGAUUGAAACAGUAUUACAUUAUUCAAGAGACUGGAAAAAAAAAUCAGGAAAACUGGAUUUUUUUUUCAAGUAUGUGAUAAUUCAAGGCAUUGUGGGUAGCUCUCUCUCUCUCCGUUUUCUCUGACGGAGGGAACGUAAAGCUGCAGGAAUGAACCUCUCGAAGCCUCGGUGCUGGGAUCCGGGACCUUGAAAUGGAACGAGCAGGUGGAUUGAAGCAGUUUACUUGACUCACUUGAAUGGAGGAAAGAAAAAGAGAAAAAAAUGAGAGGGUGUGAGAAAGGAAAAGAAAGUAUGAAACAAAAAGAUGGAAGUUGAAAUACGAUGAGAGGUCUUUAUUGAAGCAAAGACAGUGUUGUUCCCUAUGGUGCUAUCAAAAUAUACUUACGUCCCUGUAAGGAAAAAAUGAGAGUGAAAAGUUAACUGGAAAGUGUCCACUAAAAUAUUAAGAAAAAUAAAAUUAAUUUGAAAAAAAAAAAUCGAGGAUGUGAAAUAGUGACAAUGAAAAGUGAAUUAUAUUUUUCAUUGUUUUUCUCAUGAUCUGUUAGUUAAAUGAUUCUCAGUGGAAAAGCAAACAAACAUGUAAAUAUAAUUGUACAGUUAUACGAUUCGGUUAAGAAUGAACAUUUAAAUUAUAAUUUGAGAAAUUUAUAGAUAUAUACGAAAAGCUCUAAGCCUCGUGUGUGUGUGUGUGUGUGUGUGUGUGUGUGUGUGUGUGUGUGUGUGUGUGUGUGUGUGUGUGUGUGUGUACAUACAGUAGCUCCAGUGUUCCUGAAGUAGUUGUAGUAGCGACGAGAAGAAAAUAUUUUGUCUGUAGUGUUGGUUUCUUUGUCUAAGGCUCUACCUGGGUACAACUGUGAUUAGUGGAGGUGUUAGAGAGAGAGAGAGAGAGAGAGAGAGAGAGAGAGAGAGAGAGAGAGAGAGAGAGAGAGAGAGAGAGAGAGAGAGAGAGAGAGAGAGAGAGAGAGAGAGAGAGUGUCACACCAUCACCCCAUGACCCCAUCAGUCCAUCAUGAGCUCAUCUCAGCCCAGGCAGCAAGGCGGUACACGCUGCUCACAUGUAUGCUUUAAGUGUCCCACAAGUUUACCCUUGGAUGCUUGACGUAACCCGCGACAGGGAAGCAACACCGCCGCUGCUGGUUAAUUAAACGCUCGUGGCUGGCAAUCUGCGAGGUAGAUGUGAUGGGGGAUUGGAUCUGGGGUGUGUUGGUGGUAGGUAUCUGAGUUAACGAUGAGUCAACAUUCACUCCUUGUCAUUGUGUUUCGUCUUGCACCGCCAUAUUUGGAAAUGAAGACUAACUGAGGCGCGAGUGUAUGUUAAUUUAUCUCAUGGCGUCUGGCUGUCUGAGCAAUAUAUGAAGUAAUGAAUGAUUUUGUCACUUUUUGGGAGAAUUGACUGUUAAUUUUCCACUUUUUUCCUUUUCUUCUUUUUUCCCCAUUUUCUGUUUUCAACUCGCAUAGCAAACCAAAAAGAUAAAGUGAUAUGAGCGAAGGCAGCAAGGGAGUCAGAACAGAGAAUAUGUAGCAGCAGGCGGGGUGAGGGAGGAAAGCCAGGCUAAGCAAUAACAGGUUCCAGUGGUUCACGCUAUGACCUCGAGGGAAUGGCUUUGCGCAAGUGUUCACAGUUGCCACCGGGUCACCUCUCCGCUGUCUAGUCUGGUACGAAUAGCUAUCGUCCACUGCUACUAGUUUCUGUAUUGUAAACGAGAUAUAACCAGCAUUGUCGCUGGUCUGGCGUGAAACUUGUCAGGGCGGGAAAAUUCCGUUUCUGUAAUUAGAGUUACAGUAAAGUGUAAUGAUGAUGAAGCAAUUCCUCAGCAGUGUGUAGUAGUCUCGCAUAACGUCUUCAAAGAUUUCGUCACUGCAAUUAUUCACGUGCUAACUUAAAGACGAUAGAGUACAUCUGUACGCCUACUAUGCUGAGGGUGUCGUUGGCGUGCACUAGACUAAAGACUACACGUAGAUUGAGUUCUGUACACGAAACUGUAACGCGUUAAAUAGUCUAACUCGAGAAAUCAAACCUAGUCAGUAUUGCAACACUGAUGAGUUAAGACAAUAAUAGUUUUACGUAGUUACUCCAGCGUUGCCACUCUGCGAUGCAUUGAUUGGGAACGCUGCUUCACCAUGUACGCUUAAUAUGUUGCUUUUGUGUAUAUACGAACCAGAUGCAGUCUUCAUAUUUUUAGUUACAAUUGCUGCCUGCAGUGAUGAACAAAAAUUUUGCCAUUUGACACCAUAUUCAGAAGUGUAGAGCUGACAACGCUCUCUGCCUUCUAAAACAUAUGAAGGUUAAAAAACCACGCAAAGACAAAUUUGAACACACAUAACUCAUUAUGUUUCUGUUUAUUCUAUUUACAGUAAUAAACGUUUACUGAGUUUGAAUAAUAAAAAAAAUGUAUAUGACAUUAGCUCGAAGUCGUUUCGUAUUGAAGCACCUCAUUUUAUGAGGUGCUUUAGGUAAUGACUCCUGCGCCAGUAUUUUACGUGCUCGCAAGGCUACACGUCACUUUUUAUUGAAAAGCGUUCUUCCUCGCCUCCUGAACACUUACUUGCCUAGGAGUAAACAGUGCUUCGAUGUGUCUCCUGCACACAAGGGCUCUUAAAGCACACCGCCUGGGCUGCUGGUGUGUGUGAGGGAUUGAGGUCUAGGGUGACGUAAGUAAGUAAAGUUUAUUGCUGUUAGCAAAUACAUAGACGUGAGUGUGUGUGUGUGUGUGUGUGUGUGUGUGUGUGUGUGUGUGUGUGUGUGUGUGUGUGUGUGUGAACAUCUCCAAGAGAGAGAGAGAGAGAGAGAGUCCUCGUUUCAUGUUGUAACAGGUCACCAUUGUCAUGCCUCCUUACUUCCUCCCUGCCCCGCCAUUCAUUCCCGAAGCGGAGAACGAGCUGCAGUAUUAUUUUUAGCCUUCUUCUUCCUCCUCCUCCUCCUCCUCUUCCUGCAUCGUGGAGGUGUGGAGGCAUGGAGGAAAGAGUCGUUCGCAGCAAGGAGCAAGGAGUACUAGUCAGCAAGGCGUUCAAGGCCAUGACUCCCUCUAGUCGACUUUGUUUUAAUUAAACAUCCCCUCUUAAGUGGGGUUUAUCUUCUUGCGUUAGGCCUGGAUGGUGGGCGGGGAGAUGCGUGCUGGGGGUCAGACGCGGGGGGCAGCAUGAUGGUGCCCUGUGUGUGUGUGUGUGUGUGUGUGUGUGUCGGAGACGAGGUGAGGUUGACGUGUGUACGCCGGGUGGAGCGCCACCUCCGUCGUGUGUACAUAGUGACCGUGUGUCGUCGCUCAGUAGUUCUAGAUCCCCGCGCCGUAGCGAGUAGAUGGGCGAGUUGUGAUAAUACUCAUCUCUGCUAAUGAUGUGUAGUGAGGGCGGUGGUGGUGAUGAUGAUGAUAAUGAUGAUGAUGAUGAUGAUGAUUCCAUUUAUAAGAUAUUUGCUCAUGCUAGGGCAUUAGAAAGUCUGUUGUCAGGGAAGGGCACGGCUGCACUCCAGGCCGCUGAGGCAGCCAGGCGCCCCCUCCCAUGGGUUAACUACUAAGUUACCUGCGCGCGCACAUCGUCACCUUCAGAACGGCUCACCUCGGCGUCUGGCGCCGAGGCUCCUAUAGCUCCUCAGCUUUGCCGUGUUUCCGAUUUCACUCGGUUUUACCUCCGUAUUGACAGGCUCCGGUGUGUUGCACGUCGCUUCACUCAAAGGCGACCUCCCGCCGCUGCCAUGCUCGCAGUUAUUUUUUUAUUUCUCUCUCACUCCUGCACCUGGCUUCGAUGUCCCUCCCCCUCUUUAUCUUCACCACAUUGCAUCACUCCCUCAUCCUCCAGCCACGAGCGCUGCACGUGCUCCCACCGCAAGAUGAGUGUAACUCCUCGGCGCUGCGUGUCCCCCUCUGCGUUGUGCCCCUGCAAAGUAACAAUAAAGGAGCGCCACACGGUAUGAAAGAGAAGACUUCCCAGGUCAUAUGAGUGUCAGACGGUAAGUCUGCACGGAACUCUUUAGACCAGUGAAAGCCCCGAGGGUGUUGUCGCUCCGCUACACUCCUCCUAACUAACAUCAACACUUAUAAUUAAUGAAUUUGAUGUACAUAAAAUCUGUGUAUAUACGCAGCCAUCGCCACGCUUGGAGUGAGAGGGAGAAAGAGAAAGAGGGCUGCGGGACCAUCUAUCUGUGUGAGGUGCUCACUAAAAUUCCUAGCCACACUGGUUUCAACAUCAGCGGGGCGUGGCGGGAAGGGGCGCAGCGGAGGGGAUCUGAUGGUGGGAAGUGUAGAGCGCGUGGCGGGGACUCGGGUAAGGUCAGUGGUGGGGUCAGGGUGACAGUGUCUGUGCCGUAACAUUUUUUAAGCUAAAGCAACCGGACUCAAGCAUGGUAUCGAUGUACGAGUUAUGUGUACCAUAAGAGUAACACAUAAAUAUACAUAGCCUAUUUUCAUUAUCUCAGCUGUAACUGGCAUAGAUGAUUAUAAACGUUAGUCAUGUUCAGUGUUUCUGCUCUGACGUGUGUGUGUGUGUGUGUGUGUGUGUGUGUGUGUGUGUGUGUGUGUGUGUGUGUGUGCGUAUGUAUGUGUGUGUGUUGUCUCCUGGCGCUGAGGGGCCGUCCAUAAAUUCACUAACCGCAUGUCUCCUGUCUUUUCCCUCUCUCUUCUCUUGCCUCCUCACUGUCAUGGCCCUCGAUCGCCCCCAGUUGGCUCCGUUACCCAAUCCGACUAUUGACUGAAAUUAGGCGGCUUGGUUUUGAAUUAUGUAGUACACCACCAUCACCACCACCACCAUUACCAUUACAGCUAUCAUCAUUAUUAUAACUUCUGUCUGAAUCACUUCAUUUUCAUUUUCCUGGUUUGUUCCAUUCUCUCUCUCUCUCUCUCUCCCUCUCUCUCUCUCUCUCUCUCUCUCUCUCUCUCUCUCUCUCUCUCUCUCUCUCUUCCUUUCCCUCAUCUCUAUUCCUUCACCACGCCGCAGCCCUACCUUCAUCCCCUGCCGACCUUUAUUACUUUGACUUCCUGACCCCAUCUGUUCCUUCCCCUCGUUGCAAGGACGCGCCCCUCCGUCAGUCCGUCUUGGUUCGUCUGUGUUCCCCUGAAGAUGAGCGUCCGCUUCUGUUCUCCUGAUGGAGGAAUUAAUGACGGAGACGGUGCAGUAUUGACAUUCCUGAGAAGAUGGAGAGAUUGUGUGUGUGUGUGCGUGUGUGUGUGUGUGUGUGUGUGUGUGUGUGUGUGUGUGUGUAGGCAAUAUAUAUGAUAUCUUUAUAUGAAUAUAUAUAUAUAUACACGUCCAGAGAAGAUUGUGUUGCAGUACUUCGUGUAGUCACUUUGCAAAGAAAAUAAAGUAUUUUUGUACUUC